This is a messenger RNA of Talaromyces atroroseus, 4434 nucleotides long. RefSeq lists its product as hypothetical. Gene Ontology annotation, molecular function: metal ion binding; protein binding. The transcript is spliced from 7 exons. NCBI's taxonomy places the organism in Eukaryota, Fungi, Ascomycota, Eurotiomycetes, Eurotiales, Trichocomaceae. The record is from RefSeq and is a predicted model, not a curated record. The coding region runs from base 1 to 4434 and encodes 1477 amino acids.
AUGGCAAUCACUCUUGUGGAGGAGCUAUCAAAAACACCAUCUUUCGCUUCCGGCCAGAAACUGCUUGCAUACUUCUUCUGUGAGUCUAGCUCAGGAAACCGGACAACAGUUACUGGAGUUUUACGUGGUAUCUUAUAUCACCUCGUGAUACAACGACCUGAACUUCUACGGUUUAUUUUGCCUAAGUACAACGACCGAAAGGCAACGCUCUUUUCAUCCUUUGAUUCUCUAUGGGGCGUCCUUAUGGAUAUCGUGAAUGACCCAGCGACAGGCACGAAGUACAUCAUCAUCGAUGCCCUAGAUGAAUGUGAUACUGAGUCUCAGAAGACUCUCCUCAAACAAUUUAGACAAUCCUUUCGAGACUCUACGUCAGGUUAUUCAGCCCCGCACGUACGCAUUUUGGUUACAAGCAGACCCUACCAAGAGAUACGGGAGGAUUUGGAACAAUUCAACAAUAAGGACCUGGGCUCAUUCGACAAGUCAAAGCGAGACGUAGAGCUCUUUAUCUCAGAAAGGGUUGCUCAAUUUAGAGCAAGAAAAAAAUAUACCAAGAAGAUUGCAGACGAGGUCACUCGUAUCUUGAAAGAAAAAGCAGGUGGUACAUUCUUAUGGAUCGGCAUCGCAUGCGACGAACUGGAUGAAAAACAAUCAAAGGAUGCCAUCCGAUACUUGCAAGGUUUACCUUCGGGACUUUACUCAUUAUAUCAAAGACUACUCGACAGAUGCGUGCAAAGCAAUCCAGAUGAGGCUAAGAUCAAACGCCUACUGAGUGUGAUUGCAGUCUCCCGUCAUCCACUAAGUGUGUCAGAGCUAUCUCUUGUUUGUGAGUUGUACAUCGAUGAAGAGGAGGAAGAGCGACUGAUAUUUACGCGCGAUGAAAUUCAUUCUUGCCGACUCCUGGUGGUAAUUCAGGAUGAUCAAGUUCAGUUACUCCAUAAAUCUACCAAGGACUUCUUGCAUCGGCAUUUUAUCAGUGAAACAAAAGCUCAUGCUAUGCUCGCUUAUCGUUGCGUUGAUCGCCUUAUUCAGUAUGCGGAUGCGAACCUAAAAGUCAACUACGGAGACGUUAUGAAGGAUUCAUUCCUUAGGUACUCCGUGUUUUUCUGGAUGGAGCAUGUCCGUUUAGCAAUGACAGAUUUCGCUGUUGUUCCAUCACAGGUUGAUUUUUUCAGUGUAAAUUCCAAAGGAAUGGAAUCGUGGCUGGAGCUGUAUAGGCGAAGUUCGAGAAAACCUGUACCUCAAGAGGGCACAAUAUUCCAUGUUGCAGCGGCAUGGAAUAUUUUACCGUUGAUCCAUCACGCAAUACCAAUGAAAGGACAUGAUAGGCAAACAAAGAUCUAUCAUGAUAAUGUCUUCAAAGACAAAUCCGGAAGGACACCGUUAGAGAUAGCUGCUUUUUUCGGACAUACAGAUAUCCUCAGUGCUCUUUUAGAACGACUGAACGAAAACGCGGUGAUUAAUGAAGAAGUAGUCAUUGCUGCAGCACAGUCUAGAGGUUCAAAAGAGCCAAUGAAACUUCUACUUGAACAACGAGGAGACCAGAUCCCAAUUACAGAAGAGGUGGUCAAAGCUGCCGUGAGCAAUUCUGCACAUGGGAAAGAUAUUAUAACGUUUCUACUUGAACAACGAGGGGAUCAGAUCCUAGUUACAGAAGAUAUGAUCAAAGCUGCUGUGAGUAAUGCUAUAUGUGGCAAAGAGAUUAUGAUGUUUCUAUUUGAGCAACGAGGAGACCAGAUUCCCAUCACCGAAGAGGUCGUCAAAGCUGCUGUGAGGACCAAGGAAGAUGGACCAUCCGUGGUUAACAACAAUAGAGACAUAGAGAUUAUAGCAUUUCUUAUUGAGCAACGAGGGGAUCAGAUCCUAAUCACAGAAGAAAUAGUCAAGGAUGCUUUGAGGAAUCCUGGGGCAAUGGCAGUUCUACUUGAAAAGCGAGGAGACCAGAUAUUUAUCACAGAAAAGCUGUUCAAGGCGGUUCUACGGACUUCUGGGUUUAUGGGAGUUCCGCCUGAACAGCGAGGAGACCUGAUCCCAACUAUAGAAGAAACAGAGGAGACUUGGACUUGGUAUGCAAGUGAAGGGAUAGAGAUAAUGGAAAUGUUGCUGGGCCGAGGAUUUAUCGACAAUUUCAUAACCCCAGACUUGGUCAAACUGGCUAUUCGAUUCUGUCCUGUCGAAUUGGUGAAGCUGCUUCUCCAUAAGCUAGGCAAAUACUUUUCGAUCACAACGGAAGUCAUGGUGGCGGCGACGCGCAACGAAUGGCAUAACGAAGAAAUGCUCGCACUGUUACUUGCUCACCAACUUGAUCCGAACUUUGUGAUUGAAGACGUUCUGGAGGAAGCAACAUAUCACAAACACAAUGCCCUGCAUAUGAUGGCUUUACUACUUGAUCAAGCAAAUGGUCAGAUCGCUAUUGCAGAACAACUAGUGGUGGCUAUAGCAACGAAUGGGUGGGAAAGUCGCAAUCAGUUGAUGUUGCUAUUGCUUACUGAACGAUAUAACUACGACUUAGUCCUUGUCACACCGGCCAAGGUGGUAGAACUAGGUGCACGAUUUUUCAACGCCGAGGUGAUGACACUGCUCCUCGAUCGACUAGGUGGUCGAGUAAUCAUUACAGAGAACCUUUUGAUGGCAGUAGAACAAAAUAAAAAUGGUGGAGACGAAUUGAAGAAGAUCUUGGUCAGCUUGACUGAUCAGCGGCGCGAGCACAACAAUAACCUCAGUGUUACAUUUUUACCGAGCUUUUACGUAUCUCAUGUUUUACAUGAUCAUUCUGAUGAAGUAUGGGUUUCUGAAUUUUCGCAUAGUGGAAACCAGCUUGCUACCGGCAGCAUGGAUGGAAGUAUCAUUAUCUAUGAUACAUUAUCAUUUACGAUUAUCCACCUUCUAUGUGCUCAUGGUGAGCACAAGCCUAACGAGUGGGUUAUUGCUAUUUCAUGGAGCCCAGAUGAUAAAAAGUUGGUCAGUUGCUAUUGGAAUGGCACCAUUCGGAUGUGGAACGUAAUUACAGGUGAUUUAGAAUUCCACUGCUAUCAUCGAAAAGCGACCGCAGCCAUCUUUUCUAUCGAUGGCAAAACGUUUAUCAGUUCCUCUGAAAACCGCUCGCAAUUACACCAAUGGAGUGACAGCGGCGAACUUCUGUAUUCGUGGCCUGAAGAUUUCCCUGCUGUAGCCUGGUCCUUAACACCAGACGGAACUCAAUUGAUCACAGGGGAUUAUUCGCGUAGAAGAAUUCACGUGUAUGACUUUCAGAAUCAUGAGAAGAAGCUCAGCCUUGAAUUUAGAGAAAGGCUGACUUGUGUCACUCAUUUCGGUGCUGCACAGGGCCCUUUACCCUGGUAUAUAUCAACGCCCUUAAGCACGAGCUCGAACAAAACGAAAGAGGAAGUGGAAGACCAGAAGCGGCUUGUUGCCUCACAUAGAGAAGAUAACAAGACACACAUGCAUAUGUUGAAGAUCUUACAGUGUAAACAGUUCCAUGAGAAGUUCAUUCAACAUGGGCAGAACGGGGGUUACGAGGCCGCUCGGCUCCUGAUCAAGGCAGCGGAAGACCAUAUCGAAAACCUUGGUACUCAAGUGCCACCAAAUAUCCCGUAUAAAAUUCGUGUGUAUGCCAACGUGGAAGGCCUGACGAAGGCCUAUCGUGAUGCCAGCAUUCUCCAUGGUAAUGAGAAUUUGACCACAUUUCUUCAAGCCUUUAAUAAGGCGAAUAUAUUAUGCGAUUUUGUGGAUGCAGGAAAUGGAAAGGAGUGUGCUGAUGUUAAGCUGAAAGCUCAUUUCGAGCAGGAUAUCGUAGACGUCCAUUGUGUGCGCGUCGUCUUUUGCGCCUCUGCUGAUAAUGGAUGGGCCCGCGUCCUCGGUCCACACAGGGGAUCGAAGCCUCCCUUUGCUCGAGAGAUGGAGGAAUUAGCGGCAGACUUCGAGACAACUUCGUUUGAAAGUGUAUUCAUGUCGCACAAGCUCAAGUCAAGGCGAGUGUCCUUCAGCGGUACAAGUACUUACAUCACUCCUCCGAGGACACCUACCCCGGAUUACGCGUCUGCAGCGAAGAAAAGCCCUCCUAUACAAUCAUCGCCUCUAGUACUUAGUCCUACGACACCGAAUGGGGGCCAACGUGUUGACAGUCUGGUGCAUUACUCUUCAAGAGAGAAUGUCGAGGAGUUGAAACGCCAGAAGUUGUGCAACCAGUUUCACCUCUUGGGAUCGUGUACCUUCAAUGACUGCACACACAAACAUGGACCAGCACUCAGUUCUCAGAAAACCGUUGAUUUGACGUAUAUCGCCAGAUCAUCUGUCUGUCCCAUUGGUAUUUUCUGUGAUAAUGUGAGAUGCACAGCCGGGCACAAUUGUUCAAACAUGAAAUGCUCUGGUGUCAAUUGCAGAUUCCCUGCCAACAUGCAUGGAGUUGAUACAGCUAUUGUCGAUCCACCGAGUUAG